Messenger RNA from Drosophila arizonae, 1182 nucleotides. RefSeq names its product WD repeat-containing protein 47. NCBI's taxonomy places the organism in Eukaryota, Metazoa, Arthropoda, Insecta, Diptera, Drosophilidae. The record is from RefSeq and is a predicted model, not a curated record. Gene Ontology annotation, molecular function: protein binding.
AAAUAAUUUUGGUUUUAUAUUUUAGUUCCUAAAAUUAAUGAAUUCUAACAGAAGCGAUACAAAUAUGAGAGAGAGAGAUGAAGAACGCUCACAGUUUGUUGCUGUUACAACCAUAACGGAUUCUCAGGCUAUACGCAGCGUGGACUUUCAUCCAGAUGGAAAUCUUUUUGCCGUUGGAUCAAAUUCAAAAACCUUUCGAAUAUGUCAAUAUCCGCAAAUAUCUAAACUGAGACACGAUCAACACUUUUAUCCUCCAUCUGUUUUAUGCAAACGCACAAAGCAUCAUCGAGGAUCGAUAUAUUGUACGAGCUGGUCAGCAGAUGGCGAACUGGUCGCGACUGGGUCAAAUGACAAGACCAUCAAGUAUAUGCGAUUUAACAAGGAUACAAACCAACUGGUGGGCCAAGAGAUCGAACUGAAUAUGCACGAUGGCACUGUCCGAGAUAUGUGCUUCCUCGACAACUCAUCAACCAAAUCCCGAUUACUCGCGAGUGGCGGCGCUGGCGAUUGCAAGAUUUACGUAACAGACUGUGUGACAAGCAUGCCAAUGCACGCUUUCGGAGGACAUACUGGACACAUCUCAUCGCUGUACAGCUGGAAUAAUACGAUGUUUGUAUCGGGAUCGCAGGAUCAAACGAUACGUUUCUGGGAUAUACGAGUUAACGAAGCUGUCAGCUCCUUUGAUCAGGAAUAUAAGCCUGGAGCGCUGCAGAAAUCGCCAGUGACUGCAGUUUGCGUCGAUCCGACUGGGCGACUGCUGGUGUCGGGACACGCGGAUAGCGCUUGCGUGUUAUACGAUAUACGCGGCAAUAGGCUAAUACAACGAUUUUAUCCACAUAGCGCGGAAAUUAGAUGCAUCCGCUUUUCACCAGAGGCUUAUUAUAUGCUCACCUGUAGCUAUGAUAGUACGAUUAAACUAACGGAUUUACAGGGUGAUCUAGCCAACGAUCUUGCCUCAGUGGUUGUGGCCAAGCACAAAGACAAGGCGAUUACAAUUCGAUGGCAUCCAACUGAGUUUUCGUUUAUUUCAACAUCUGCGGAUAAGACUGCAACUUUAUGGGCUUUACCUCAAUCCUAAAUUAUUUUAUUUAAACAUAAAUAUAUAAAUUAUUUAAUAAAUAUACCAAUAAUAUUUAAGGUCUAGUGAAAAUUUAUUAAUUAYAUGUUGGGAUUAAUAUUUAC